Pseudozyma flocculosa PF-1 is the source of this 1281-nucleotide messenger RNA. RefSeq lists its product as uncharacterized. Gene Ontology annotation, biological process: spliceosomal snRNP assembly. Gene Ontology annotation, cellular component: nucleus; SMN complex. The coding region runs from base 1 to 1281 and encodes 426 amino acids. The transcript is spliced from 4 exons. Lineage: Eukaryota; Fungi; Basidiomycota; Ustilaginomycetes; Ustilaginales; Ustilaginaceae. The record is from RefSeq and is a predicted model, not a curated record.
AUGUUCCGCAUGUCUUCGCAACCCAGCAAGAAGAGGCGAUACACGUCGAGGCCGGCAGAACGCAAUGGCGGACCCAGCGUCAAUGGCGGUGGCAACAGCAACGGCGAUGGAGCGUCCAAAGCCGAUUUUUCGGACGAUGGCUUCGACUACAAUGACCCGCGAGAGACCUAUGGCAACCAGUCUCUGCCCGUCGCCGAGCUUCCCGUCGACUUUGACGGAAUACCACUCGACGGCGAACAGUACCUGGCCACGGUGAGGAUGGAAGCAGCGUCGCACCCCUCCAUCUUCUACGCGCCAAACAACCCCUAUGCGGCGCAGGACGAUGACGUGGUGGUAGCCCCUGCUCUUGCAGAGGACGCCACCGCACGCGACAGGACAGCGAAUCUGCUGCGGUCCCUUUCGAUGCCGUCCGAGGACUGGCGGCUCGCUUUCCUGGACAAGUUCCGCAACAUGCGAGAGUCUCUGAGCAACGCGCCGAUGGAAAAGGUCGCAUACGUUCAGGAUCGCCUGCCGAGGCCUGGAAACGCCGACGGCUGGUACGCCUGGAUCCACGGCACGCCGCCCGCUGCCGACGGUGAGGCGGCAAAGGAGGGAGCGAAAGCCUCGUCGUCGGCCGCGAUCAAGCCGCCGAGCGACCGCGAAGAUGACGAUAUGGACCUGGGCGAUUCGGACGCUGCCGAGGAGGCGGACACUCCCGGUUCCAGCAUCAAGGAGCCGUCGGGAGGAGCGCUUCGAAGGCUCAACACGGACCACGUCCUUGGCAUCCUCGACGCUUUCCCUUCGUGGCUCUCGCCGGGUCUGCACCUGACGACGCCCUACGACGAGGCGCGCGGGCAGCAGCCGGCGGUCGACGGCGUCGUGCGGCAGGACACGCCCGUCAUCCACCCGCUGCACGCCCGCUGGCUCUUUGCGCUGCUCGCCUGGCUCGACUCGCGACUGGUGAGCGAGCAGAUCAGCGUGCUGCGCACCCUCGCUCGGGCCUGCAUCACGGCCAUCUCGAUCAGCAGGAUCAGGAACAAGGCGCUGAAGAGCCGAAAGAAGAGACUUGCCGCAUCAUCCAACGGCGGCUCGGCGGCGACACCGACGACAGCAGCACCUGCGGAGGCCAGCGCGGGGGACUCGUCAUCAGGCUCUCCCCGCACUGCAUCGCCAGAGGCAGCGGACAGGGUGCACCCAGGGGAGAUCGGAGCCUGGAUGGUCGUGACGGCCAUUGCUGGCAUCUGGGGUCAGACGGACCUGUGGGACGACGCCAUCGCCGACCUCAAGAAGACCGCUGGCUGA